AGAAGAAGAACUGGUGGGAAAUUUGACAGUGCGCGAAGUAGUUGUUCACAUCUGACCGACAUUUUUACCUAAACAAAGAUCAAAUGCAAAUUUUCUGCGGUUAAGGAGACAUGGACCGGCAUGUGCUGGUCAUAUCUUUCUGCCAAACCAAUGAAGAGUGUACGGAAGAGUUAAAAUGUAAGUGUUAGUGUAUCGCAGUUUUGAAGUUAGUCUGCUAACGUGGCUAACCCUGUUUUAGUAAAGAAAGGGUUACUCUGAGUGUUCAAAUACUUUCCACUUUUUCUCAGGCUUUUAUGCUUUUUAAGUGUGUCUACCAAUACAGUUUAUGUGUUACCGAAUUGCCAAUUCAUUCUUCGGGUCAGUUUUUUUCAAGAGUUUUUUUAGCCUCUCGUGUCACAGCCAUUUAUUGUAAACUAUCUUACAGAUAUAAUUAAUAAUGUAUAUUUGACAAACCAGUGUUUUAAAACGAAUAAUUGAUCAUUUGCUGUGUCUCAAGUUGCUUACUGACGGGGUUAGAUGGUGCAUUGCUAUUUUAGUAUGAAUUUAUCUGAUAAUGGUCUAACCAGUGCUUGUCCAGGAGGUGUUUUUUACGUCUGUGUAAAUAAAGUCUUUGUCUGGAUGUGAUCAAUCCUCUGUUUCUUACAGGUCUGGAGCCAGUGAAGCAGAUAUAUGGCAGACUUUUGGACAUCUCUGCUCAGGAAUCAGAUAGAGGAAUCUCCGUGUUUCCAGGUACACAAGAGCCGAGGUGUCUGAUUUUGACAUAGAAGAUUUUUAUUUCCUUAACUUUCCACAAACUUCUCUUACUCUGCAUGUUUUCACAGCAUGCUCUCUCAGUGGCAGUCCUGCAGCUCAGAGGUGGUACUUAGCUAUUCAGGCCUGCCAUGGAGCAACACAGGUGAGACAUUUGUUCAUAUCAUGCAAGUAUUGCUACAGACAAAGAUACCGGGCGAGUGACCUUACAUGUACCUAAAGCCUCACUUUGUGUCUCUUUCCAAACUUAACUCAAAGUGUGAGAAAAGUCUGUCAGAGUGACUAAUGAUUAAGAGAAAAGCCGAAACUGUUUUUGUACAAGCUUUCAGAGUCUGUUUUAAGUGUUCAAUACUUAAAACAUUUGAACCAAUAAGGACAUUAAAGAUCACACCUUAGUACACAUACUUACCUCAUGAAUCUUUGGAAAUUAAGUAAUUUAAUUGCAGUUACAAGUUAUUUUAUGUUAUUUUUUUUCUUUUUGGUCAGUCAUCUAUGUCUUGGGAAACCAACAAAUCAUAGGUGUCUUUCUGAGGUUGCUAAAGUCAUUAAAUACUGAUGAAGUAUAAGUGAAACAAACAUUAAAACACACAACUUUGUUGCAAUUUUUUUACAUUCCAUUUAUUUCAAUACCCCACCAUAAUUGUUUUUCAUUUUCCAUUAGGUUGAUGACAUUUUAAAUCCACUUGUGAUUGAUAUUUUGAGUUCUACUUAUCUGUUUAGAUUUUUCUAUUAAACCUCCUUCAGCUAAACAAAUAACACAACUAAUAGAUGAAUGCAUCCAGAGUUUUACUUUCUUGAGAGAGGAAAAGGGUCUUCUGUUCAUAUAUAACCUUUUAUACUUUUAUACUUUAUAUAUUUCUUGCAUGCUCUUAUUAGUUUUUAUUCUAGUAUUUUUAUAGUUUUUAUUCUAGUAUUUUAUAUUUCUCUCUGUUUAUUGUUGCACCAUCAUGCCAAAACAAAUUCCUAGUCUGUGAAUCCUGUUCAUCGACAAUGGCAAUAAAACCCCUUCUGAUUCUGGUUCCUGUUCUGAUUUUAACAAUUUAAUCAACUGUUCUGUAGUUUUGCAGCUUGGACUGGGAAGAGUUGGGGACAGUUCAACCCAAAACUGACAGCCAGGAGGAGAUACCCUCAGCCUUACAGUUAUGUUUUAGUUCUCUGAGGAACCAGGAUUCACCGGAUCAGCCAGCACUGACAGAGUGAGCAAUGUAUAUAGUUUUCUUAUAGGAUAGAGGAGGACUUUAUUUUUGAAAGGUGGGACCAUGUGAGCUUACAAGUUGAUAUUGUAAAAAGAAAAAAAAAUAUCAAUGUUCAAAGGGAGAAAUCCCCUCUGAUUAGUUAAUGCACAAACAUAAGUUUGUAACUCAUCCUUUGGUGACAGCUGCAUCAAUAGAUUGACCUUGAGACAUUGUGCUUGUUAAAAGGCUAGAAAGAAAGAGAGGAAAAAGGUGGUAGCUUAAGAUAAUGAUAAAAAAGCAUAGUUUCUGAGAAUCAAAGUCCCUCGUGUAACAAUUUACAUAGAGAAGCUUGAAGUCUGAUCUGUUUUGAUUGUAUUGUCUAUCUUGCACAGGCUGUUGGAGGAGGCUGCAGAGGGACUGCAUCUCUUGACAGACAAGCUGCCACCUCCAGGUAAGCUGAGAAGCAAUAGCUUAAUGGUGGAGUCAGUGAUCUCUCAAUUGUAGGGUUGGCAGUUUGUUUGGCACUUUGAAAGGCAUCCUCUGCCGUCAGUGUAUGAAUGUGGUCCAAAUGGAUAAAUGUGAAGUGGAAUAAAAAUACUUAAGGUGGCCAAAUGGAUUAAGUCCUUUUACCAUUUUAUGAACCACUCUCUUGAUGAAAAGAACCUUUCUCAGCAGCUUUGUGCCAUUUUCCCACUUUAAAAGUGUCAUUCAUAAAGAUUUUGACUCUGUGCCCUGUGAGUAUGUUUGUGUUUUGAAACCUCUCAUUUGAAUAAUUGAAAUCAUGAAUUGUGUCCAAUUAGUUCGAGGGCACAAUUAUCCCCUUUAUGAUGUUUUAUCCAAAAUGCCUUAGUGCAGUUUUUCUCAGAUGAUUUUGGGUGUUAUGAAUGUCUUCACAGAACAGCUUAAGCUCAGCAGUUUCCUCUAAUUUGUUUUAAUGAGGAAAACAACAAAGGUCUUGUUUACUGAUAGGGCAGUGGAGCAAGAAGUGCGUUCGCUGCAAGAAACAGUGACUCAAGUCUGAGUCUGUCUUUGCCUAAAGCUUCCAGUAAUGAGGAAUUAAAACCUGUUUACAUAAGCCAAACUUCUCAUCUGUGUGACAAGGAUCCUGUCCAGAUUCUCGUACAGUAAUUACAUUUUGAAAAUCUGCCUGCUGCUAAAGCCUCGUAGAAAAGGUGGGCUAGUGUACUUCAAACAUAUGCACUCACCACUGGGAAGAUGGGAUACGACUGCUCUGACUGCUUCUCAGCAAGUCUCUCUCCUGAAGCAAUAUUUCACUUAAAGAGCAUUUCUUAGCUCACCACCUCCACAGGAGUUCAGGAGCGGUCACCCUCCAUCUGUGGCUGCCCUCAGGACCUGGAGUCAGCUCUAGUUUCCGACUUCACUUGCAAAGAUCUUGAUAUUUAUUAUCGCACACAGGCAAUCUCCUUGUUAAAAAAAAAAAGCCAGUGUCGGUGAAGCGACCAACUCAGUUCAUUGACCCCCCUCAUGAGGAUGGGGAUGUGGUGUACUCUAAAAUUGAGAAAGAAAGAACAUUUUUAAUGAAUUCCUCUCUGAUUUGUCCCAUUUUUUCCCCCCUCAGGUAGAGCUUUGUUGGAUGUGCUGGUAUUGGGCUCUGCAGAGCAAUCCCCUCUUAUUAAAGACCUGCUGCCUCUGCUAGGAGCACUCAGACACAUGUCCUGUUGGCAUGCUGCUAAGAUCUCUGUAGUCACACAACACGCUACUGGGUGAGGAGAUGAAAAAAUAUUCACGCAUUUAAUUAUCACACAUUACACUUUAAAACCAACUGAACAUUGACAGUCUAAUACUGUAUCUCUCCAAUAACAGUCAAACCAGUAGACUCUCCUAUAGUCUGUUUCUACAGGAUUCUUGUAUGUUCACGGCUUCUGAAGUGUGCAUUUGAGUACAAAUACAGAUCCUCUGAUUUACUGUGAUAUUUCAAGCAUCAAAAAAAGAAAAAGGGCUGUCAAAAGGCUGGAUUUGUAGUGUGUUGUGUGAAAUGAUUGACAUUUGUGAAAUGCUCCCAGUUCACCACCAGGGGGUCUUAGAAGAGUAAAUAUGGGCAUGUGUUGGCUUGUGUUCAUGGAUGAAGAGUCUGAGCGGAACUUUGGUUUACUAAAUAGAGAAACAAAAUUCACUGCGAAUAUGGACUUUUUUUCCUCAUAAUCAAAUAAUCUAAAAGACCCUAAUGUUGAUUGACUAAUUGAUUUUUUUUUCAUGCCCAGGUGGCAGAAAACAGCAUCCUACCUGAGCGCUGGUUUGGUUGAGCCUGCUGACCUCUACAGUUGUUUGAGCCACAGAGAUCUAUGGAGGGGCGGUCUAGUUAUCAGAGAGAAGAAGGUAAUGACCACAGAAAACUGGUGCAGGCAUGCAGAAAAAACACUCAGGAAACAGUACUUAGUGCAUAAUUUAUUUCACUUUUGUCCUCUCCUCUCUGUGCGGAGAGAAAGAGGAGUCAGGAAACUUUGACUCGUUUGAACUGGUACAGUGCGGAGGGAGGGAAUCCCAGCAGAGUGGGUUUUUUGUUGAGAAAAAACCCACUCUUUGUAAUGGUUAUAAACAAAGGAGAGGGUGUUGGUGACUUGAGACGCUGCGGGAACAAAGACAGACUGACUUAUUAAAGAAGGGGGGAAAAUGGAUUUUGCAAAAGUUGUGAGAACUAGUGUGUGCAAAAUAUUUUUUCUUAUAUUGUCAUCAAGAAAACGGUGGCAGGAUGAAAGCUGUAUUACUUGCUGAAAAAAAGAAACACAAAUUCAUCUGUAGCUGUCUAGAUGGUCCAGCAGAGAAGGAAAAAAGGUGUAUGUGGUAGGUGAGCUGUUGAGAAAGUGUUUCUGUAUCAUCACCUCUGUGCAGUGUGCAUGAGAAAAAGCUACGUCCUUCUGUACUUGCCCUGGGCUUUUUAUCGUGAGCUGUGUAGGUUGUAAGCUGGAGCACAAAGCCAGCAUAGUUCAGCAUAGUAACAGUGUUUCCCAAACAACCUUCAAAACCCCUGGCUAUUAAUAGUCUGCAUGGGCUAAUCAUGCACAUUUGCUCUUUAUUUUCCAGUAAAACUGUUCUGCUCUGCACACUCAGGCUGUAUAAAAAUGCUAGGCCACAGGGUAAUCUACACUUAUUGCCUGUAAUUGGAAUUUUUUGAAUGGGCCUCUCUGAGCAGGUGAAUGAGUGCAUUACAUGACGCCUUACAGGGGUCAUGGGAAAUAGCUCUGCUUUGCUGGAGUUACCCCAGAAAGGUCAACCCGGCCCUCCCUGGCACAGCCCUGCACUGACUCAACAGCUAUUGAUUAUUGGUUUGGAUUUAGUAAAGUGUCAGAGAAUGCCUCUGGGCAGACGGUGAGUAUUUAAAGAAGAGCACCGGUGUCAUUCAGAUGCAGACACAAGUCUCACCUUUCUGCUCCUGUUUGAAUUUCAAGUGUUUGAAUACAUUUAAAUGAAAUAAUAGUUUAAACCAAUGGUUUAGUAUUUUUCUUGUAACAUUGAAAAAGUCUGUAUUUUAUUUUUUUACUGCAUCAUGUGGCCAAAACUAAGAAUAGACAAGUACUCAUUUUGUUUCUCGUCUGCAUGUUUUACCCAUUUGAAACAGACCUUGACCCUCUUUAAGAAAAAAUUAUAAUAAACAAUACAAUAUCUAUUGCCCAGGGCUUGUUGACCUUUUUUAUGUUGGCCCUGAUAAUCGUGCCAGAAAAGAGUGCACCAAAGGUCACAGAGGGAAGAUACUGAUGGUUCAGAUUCAAAAAAGCAUUUUUGUGUGUCUCUGAUGAAUAAGUUCCUUCCACUCUUGAACACAUUUUCUGUGAUUUAUUUGUUUGUCUCUCAGAGUUGCAUAUUAAACACACAACUUGGCGUGUGAAAGUAUUUUUCUGGAAGAGCCAAGGCAGUCAUCGCAGCAUUUCUUUUCCCACCAUGUUUUGAAUGACAGGUUUAACAUCGAUAUUGGUGUGUUGUUCGACAGCCUGUAUUGAGCCCUUCCUUCCAGCCUCACACACAGCCUUGUUGUAUCAAUGUGAAAAGGCUGAAGUGAGGUGAGCUGAUGGCAUUUUUAGUUGCCACUCUGGAGAUUACUUCACACCCACUUGUACUUCUUCCUCAUUAAGCAGGAACUCUGGCAGGAGCAGCAGUUUUCUGUCUCUGGAUAGAAUUGGCCAAUUUUGUGCUAUUCUUCUCCAGCAAUCUGUUUCUCUGCAGUUUCCCUUUAUGUCUCAUACUGUUGGGAUUUUUAAAUUGGCUGAGAAUUUUAACUGCCUUCUACACACUGAGCAGGCUGUAUCGAAAAAUAAGUUACAUCCUUGGGAUAAAAAAGUUUUUGCUAAGAAUAUCAAAUUAAAACAUUUUGCUGUUAUUUCUCCAGUAUGAGCCUUUAUUCAGGACUGCGUAGCCUUAUUUUGGAAUGGUUUAAGCAUUGGCGGGAUUUCUUCCGUCUGCUGGAGUCAAAACUUUGAGACUCGCAAACACUGGAGGAAAGAAAAAGUCACUGUUAGGCACUAAAAUGUUAAACAGACAUUUAAACUUAAUGAAUCAUUCGAGGGUUGUUAAUUUGAGGUACAACUUUUGGGAUUUGCUUGUAAAAAUAACAUCCAAGAUGCUCAAAGCAGAUGCAUUUCCACAAAAGGUUGAUGAUUUUGGGUUAAAUAAUAAUGCCAUACAUUAACAGUAUAAAGUGCUUGUGUUUUAAAUCUUAGUGAACCCGGGGUGGUAAGAUGCCUUAAAAAUGACACCUUUAACCUUGAUGAAUUGUGACUCUGAGCUGCAGUUGAAACAAGUUACAACAAAUCAUAAGUUUUUAUUUUAUUUUAUUAAAAGUGUCAGCAAAACAGAUAAAGGCCAAGUGAUAAAUACAAGAUUUUAAAAAACGUUUGCCUUCUGUCUUUGCUCUAACAGUCUAGUUUUAUGAUCGCAGCAGUCUGAUAAUUAUCCAAGUCAACUGGUGAUGCUGCCAGGUGCUUGACCAAAGUCUCCUCUGCUCCACCUCCUGAGUUUAGUCUGCUGUGGCAAGCAUGAAGCAUCUCUUUGAAUAAAGUGACCUUUUCUCAGAUGUCUCCUUCUGAAGUGAGCUCUCUCCAGCAGACACCCAGUAAAAGCUUCACAGUUGGGGAGCACUGAAAUAAAGAGACCUCCCGAAGGAGUAAAUGCCUGCCUGGGAACAACUGCCAUCAUCCUGCUGCUGCGAUACAUGUGCGAUAACUACUACUGUACUCCUGCACGUGUAGCAGUAACUUAACAGCCAUGUGACUUCAAAAGAAAAAACAGGGCAGGUUUUGAUUAGGAGUAGACACUUGAUUUCUGCAUUGUGCUCUAUAAUGACUCAGCAGGUGGUUUGACGCCUGUACUGACCAGGAGAGAUUGCAAUUAUUCAAAAUAAUGAAACUACUUGCUGCUAAAUGACUGUUUCCUUCUCUUUGUGUUUCUUUUUGCAUCAGUAUGUCUCGGAGCUGCAUUUCAGUGGCUUUUCUCUAAACUCUCCAGAGAAUAAGAAGUCUGCCUGCUGCCUCUUACGGGCUCCUUACAUCUCUACAGACCACAAACUGCAGUCGGAGGUGAGUCUCAAGUUCCUAAUGACGUAUCAAGUCCUCAAUGUACAGUCUAAACCCUUUUUUAACCAAAAACUUGGCCUGAUAAAGAAGACGACAGGGAAUUCCGCUUAUCUUUGUGAUUUACUGUCAACAUGAAAGGUAAAGAAAAAUUCAGACCUGAUGGAUGUUUUAUACAUGAAUGUUGACUAUUGUUUGUAUUUGUGUUCUCCAAGGCCAGCUCAAGGCAUAGGCGUCAGGAAUAUUAACAUAGCAUUAAAGUGCCACUCAGAUUGUGUUUUUACUACUUGAAGUGUUAUCAGCAGUAUUUAAACUAUGAGUAUAAAGUUUUUAGCCAAAGUCCCAUCACAUGUGUCAUUUUUAAGGGCUUUUCUUCUGCAGAGCUCCAGUAAAUCAUUAGCAAUUCACCUCUGAGUCGUGGGCGGAGACAGCGCUGCUCUGCACACUUCUGCUCGAGUUAGCUUGCAGCCUAACAUUGCCAGUGUAGUAGAAGAAACACGUAACAAAGGAGCUAUUUAGCUCUCGGACAGUAUUGUCUUUAGGGGCAUGAUGAAAGCUAGUAUCAUAAUUAUCUUUCUUACGACCAUUGCAAUCCGCUAACGCAGACGCUUGUUCCACAAUCGUCCUCUCUAUUUCUCUGAGCCUGGUUUGCAUAGCCGGGCUCCGGGGGUGGAGCUUGGAUUGGUUGCGUAGGAAAUGUCACUGUAUCUGAUCCAGCUGUUUGUCUCUGCAAGAGAUUCACAGUGAUUUGAAUGCAGAAAUACUCUUUUUUUCUCAUGACAUAUCCUGUAGUACCAGUAAAAUGCCAUAUGAACAUUUAGACAACAAGAAAAACAAGAUUUUCAUCUCAGUGGGUUUUUAAUAACGACAUUAUAGUGGCGUCAGGAAUAAUAACAUAACAUUAAUAAUAACAUAAUGGUUGGAUUUGACCUUUUAAGUGUGGCCUUGAGUGACACCUUCUUCCACUAAUCAUCAUCACUGUUACCACUUUGAAGGCACCCAGGUCUGGAUAAGUAGAGCUUGUCUUUAUGAUCAGUUAUGUUUACAACUUGCAUCCUGUCGGCAGUUUCACAGUAAGUGUCUUGUGAGCAUUGGUUGGUUGGCAACAAGUGCGACAUAGGAAGGCAGGGAAAAGUAAUACUGUUAGCAGCCAAAGCUUGGUUAAAUUAUUCCUAAUUUGCAACAUUUUGAAAUGAUUCAAAUGUGUUUCAUGAAAAUCCAAAAUGAGGUUUGUUUCAUUACUCACAGGGCUGUACUUUGCUGAGAUGAUAUGAACGAAACUGUAAAAUGCCUCUGGAGUAGGUUCUUUUUAAUUCCCAUAAUAGCAAAAUUACUUGUGCAAUUUAAAAACAUAUUUUCAUGUGAUUAUUUAAAAGGACCUGUUCAGCUGCAUCCUCUUUUAUAAGCUGUACGGGUCUGAGGAGUAGUUCUGAAGACAAGAGCUGCAGUAUGUGAGGAGAAGUUCCACAACUUCUAAUCUCUCUCACAAAUCUCCAGUUUCUGCAGUGUUGUUCCAACAGUGGAAACAGCAGUGACCUGGUAGAAAUAUUUAUUCCUGAUCAUAUAUUUAAGGUGUGAGGAGCGAUAUAGAGGUCUGGAACCUGCUAGGUCAUUGCUGCAACUCACUGAACUUUUCGAACACCUCAGGCGGCUGAAUUUACGAGUUUUAUUGGCAGACAAUGGCAUUAUUGUUUAAAAAAGUCCAACUGCUCCCCUCAUUAGCUCUUGAUUUUUCCUCCCUGGCAAAGACUUGUUCUCAAACAUGCCAGCAAUUUCUCCACAGUAGCAACACAAUCUUCUGCCAGAGCACUCCAGGCCCUGCGCCCGAUCCAAAUGUUGUCAAUAAGGAAGUCUUGUUUUGAAAAAUUCAGUGUUUUACAAGACGGUUCUUACCUACAGCUUAAUAUGAGAUGCUGAUGAAACCAUGCGUGUGUGUCUAUGUUCUUUAACUCUGGGGCAGGCUUUGACUGACAGGAUGUGAAGCCCACGAUGACUGAAUUUCCAGUCAGGGAAGAACUGUUCCUUCUUAAGCCCAGCUCAGCCUACAUCUUGCCUCCGAGCUAAAGAGUUAGAUGAAAUCCUCACACUCCCAUCUCCUAAUGAUCUCUGGUGGCUUGCAGGAGAUAAGUUCAAAAGGGUCACAUCCAAAUUACCCUUUAAUCACAUUGGGGAACCUGUGACAGAGGGAUCAUCUGCCCGAUAAAUUAGAUGUAUUUUAUCUUUUAAAUUACUUCUUAUAUCUUGUGACCAGAAAAGUAUUUUUUAAUCGUGAUUUCUUAUACUAAUAAGAGGAGCCCUUUCUCCCUUUAAGUUUUUUGCAUGUAUUGUACCUCCUAACGUGCACAGCCUCAGUGAGGUUGUAUUUAUUAACAGUAUUGACAGUAAGUAAAGACUGAGUUCUGUAUCCAGACCACGUUCUAAUGGUCUUGUAUUUUCAGAUAUAGUCACAGUACAUUACAGUACAGCACAAUAUCACAGUAAGGCUUUGUCUGUGUUUACAGGGAAAGUAUUUUUGACUCUUGAACACUUCUGUUGUCUUGCUUUUUUACUCACAAGCAAACUCUCACAUCAGAGUGUUUGUGAAAAGGGAUGGCUUGAAAUAUGUAAGUGUUAACAAAGAUUGCUGCAUCUUUUUAAUGGCUAAACAAAAUCUAAAUUAGGGAUCACCUGCAAAUUUCGGAGCACCAACCUAAAAAUAAGGAUUUUAACAAACACCAUAAACACAUCAGGGACAUGGGUUUAAAUUUAGUGAAGGAAAGUUCUUAAGCAAUGGUGUAGGCGGUGUCAGAUUUCACAUUUAGCUCUGGCAGUUGAGUGAAAUGGCCGGCAGCACCCUGAUGAAAAAAAGAUGUGAACUCUUGAAACUGACUCUGAAUCCUUCCUCUUUGCCAAACACUUGUCCUGGCUUUCUUGUAUUUGGCACGCUUUCCAUUUUCAGUUCCCUUUGCUUUACAGUAAACACGAUACAUCAUGCUGUUUUCAUAGCACUUUUAAAGUCUCAGCUGCUUAUCUCUUUUUAAACUCUUUGCGGCUGAUAAAUCCUGUUUCACCACACCACUUUCGCCUUUACCAACUUCAAGUGUUGCAUUUUUCACAACAUUUGGCUAAUAUAAGGCUAAUAUUUACCAAUCUAUGAUCACCAUUGACAUAACGGCAAGCUGAUGUUUGAUUGAUUAUGGAAGAAUUGGAUUGAACAAGGACUGAGAGGAUUUACUUGAGAGACUCCUGGAGAAAUAACUUGCCUAAGGCCUUCAUCUAAAUCCAGACAACUUUAAUCAAGAGAUUGCUGUGUUUUCAGCACUGUGCAUAGAAACGCUAUUGUACAUAAGCUCUGAGAAUCCAUACGUGCCUAACCUACAUUUGAGGGAGAGAGAGACCCUGAUUAAUUAACUCACUUACUGGUGUUUCCAGACAAGUAGGGCUGUCGAGCUGUAUAAACAUUACACUGUUUGUUUUAUUUCUUGUCAAAAUGUGCAUGUCAUGUCUGUAAAUAUUCUGUGAGCCACGGAGAAAAGAUUUUCUUUUCACAGCAUCUUCCACUUUCAUUCCCAUCUGUGACGCCAGCUCAACAGGGAUGUGAAUUUCUGUAGACUUUGCUCCGAUCAACUUGUGAAAGCUUUUAAUAAUGAUCCAUGCUGUUUAUGUUGAACGAACUUGACAGCUCAACAGCGUUCAGACCCUACUGUUUCCUCUUUGCCACUGUACAGGGGCAUGCCCAGACUCUUUUAAGAGGGCGGCACAACUGGGGCACUCAUAUAGGUAGGAGUAGCUGACAGAUGUGUGCGCACACACUGGAGAGCACAAACACAGGACAAUGCACUUUACAUUUGGAUAGAAAGAGAACUAGUGCUAACCUGUUUCAACACAGCUAAAUAACUGAUAAUUGAUUACAUGAGAAGCAUUUUUGAUAAGGCAAUAGCUGGGUACUGGGCGGCACCUGGGAAGGCCAGAUUUCAGGACCCUAACCCAAAGUCAGGAGGAAAAUAAAUGUGGAGCAUGCAACAUUUCUUCUCACUCAAUAAAUCACCAGAAUAAUAAACAGAAUACUUGAUUACUGAUGUAAUUGAUUACUGCAGCCCCAGACUGAAGAGAAUGGUCCGUCAGUGAUCGGUAACAUCCACUGAGAGGCACACAUCGCCCUCAACUUACAUCACUCUGCCUCCUCUAGCUGGCAUUAAGAUACUUAAAUCUGUUUAAUUAUCUUUAACAGAAGAAACUUUCAAUUAGGAGUGUCCCGAUAUGAUAUUGAUAUCGGAUACCGGUCCGAUAUCAACAAAAAAUCAAAUAUCGGAUUAUUUCGGCUGGCAUCUAAAAUCUCUGAUAUCAGCACUCCAAUACGAGUAGUUCAUUCCAGACUCCGCUCCAGCACCUCUAUCUAGCAGCACCCGGAUCCAGCAUGUAGAGCCCAUGUGAUCACAGCAACAGUGUGUACUAAGGUACUAACAAAGUACCAAGGAGUAGGAGUGAUGUCGGCCCUGUGGCAGUAUUUUUCAUUUAAGUCAUGAUACAAUACUGAAGGCUACAGUAUAGGUAUGCUAUCGGAGGUCAAAAAGUUGUAUUGGGUCACCCCUACUUUCAAUUCCUCAUACUGUAGAAGCUGCAACUUGAACAACUUUUCGGCCCCAUCAGCACAUUCCUGAAGUGAUUCCUCUGCUUUUUGGUCAACUUUUGUUAGUCAUUUCUUGCAAAAUCAAAUAAAAUUGAAGAUUGAGUUUAUGUAGACUCUCAAGUCAAUUAGAACUCAAAAUCAUAUAAGCUGUAGAAAUUACAAAUAUUACUACAAGCAGUAAGUUGGAAAUUGCUGAAAAAUGCAUUUCAGUGGUUUUCCUCGUAUUACAUAGCCACUGCCAAAGCCAUCAGCUCAUAUAAACCAUAUCUACAGAGAACUCAGCUCUUCGUGAGUAAAACAUUAAACCCAUAGAAAAGAUAAGAAUGAUGACAUGUAACAACAGCGAGCUAUUAUGUUCUAUCGUUUGCUUGAUGGUGUUUUGUGCCGUGGAAAUGCUGUGUGUUUUUAUAAACUGUACUCUUAAUGAGACAUGCUCCUCUAUAACAGUUAGAGUAGUUCUAUAAUGAGUUUACUUAUAAAGAUUAAUACCAAUUAUUGUAAAACAGCACAGCCUAGAUGCUAGUUUGAUGUAGGCAGUAGGCCCAUGCUGCACAUGCACAUAUGUGCACAUAUUAGCCUUAAAAGCAUUAAGAUUAAAGAGGUCAGUUGAAAGGAUGUCUGUAGCACACAUGAAUGAAAAAUGAAUUAUUUUCAGCCUCAUCUCAGUGACUGUUUUACGUUUGAUAAUGUUUGAUUGGUGUUUGUUGUAACCAUUAUCUGCUUUGUGAUUAUGCAUCUUGCAGCUGAUCGUGUAUGAAUUCUCAUUAUUCAGUUAACAUGCAGGGUUUAAUUGUAAAACUGUGUGUGUAUGUGUGUGUGAGACUGUGCGUGCUACUCUUACAUGUCUUAACAGACUCGGGAGAGUUUUUGUGUUUGUGCUGUGUUUGUGCUGGUGUGUGAUCUUAUCAGAUCCCUGUAUGGAGAAGCAGAUGGCAGUGAUUUGUUUUGGCAAACUUUGAUAAAAACAAACUCAGAGGACAACAAAGCUUUUCACACCAACCCUCCACAGGGAUAAGUGACUGUAGAAUAACUUGCACUCACAGAUUAUCUCCAGUCUUAACUUUGCUCUGAAUCUCAGAUAAAGAAAUGUACUUAUGAGAGUCUGUGUAUUGUUAGUUAUUCAUAAUAAGAAAGUGGAUCAGACCCUUAACAGAUUAGAGUUCUUUGAUGACUUGUUAGUCCACAACAAACCAAAUACAGAGAGACCCACUCUCUAAUCUAGAGUGAUGCUGACAGUAGUGACUGGUUUCAUCGGUCUUGGAUUAACAGAUCUGGGUAUCAAAGGAGAUCAUGGGAAACCUGUAAGUGGCACUCCAUCACACUGAAACCAUUUUUCUUGGAAAGCUAGUGUCUGUAUUUGUAGCAAUUAAACUCCAAAUUCAGUAAGUUUUCUUUUAGCAGUCUUCUAAAAUGAAAACAGUGUUGCCCCAUCUAUAUUGUGCCUUUAUCCUCCACAUUUUAAAGCUAAUGGAGGAAAUCCCUCUGAGCUGUAUAAUAGUCACGUUUUUACUCUUGAAACUUCAUUCUCAGGGGAGCUGUGCCGUGUAUAAGAACAACUUUUUAUUAAUGGUGAAUGUUCUCCCGCUGCCCCACAGCAUUUGUUGACAUUUAGUCUUUGAAAGUUCUUUUUUUAAAAAAAAGCAGCACAACCCAAGAGAGGGGAUCUCCUUCACUCUGCACUUUUCUUUUGGGAUUUUUAAAAUUGUAAUAUGUGUUCAAAAUUGUCCCUUUCCCCUUAGCUCCUAAAUGGGCGCUAAAAGUCAUUCAUCAGUCUGUCACUGCUGGAACCAUCCUCUGUUUUCAUUGUUCUUUUUAAGUGAAAUUGCAACAACCUCUAUGUGUGUUGCCUAAGCUGUAAGGCUACAAAACACACACUGUGUUUCUGACAUGAUGGCUGGCAUUACAGAGUAUGAUCACACUUCAGUAUUUUUUUUUUUUGUUGGCAUGGAAGCAAGUGUUUUUUACAUGGUUGAUGUAAAAAAAGAAAAAAAAGUGUUGGUCAGUGGAGUGCCUCCACAGCAGCCUUUGAAUGUCGGUGAUUGUUUCACAGCAUAUUACAACAAUAAGCUGCUAAUGAGCUGCAAUUACUGCUGAGCACUGUGCAGCCAACUGAGGGGAAAGUGCAUGUAUUACAACGAUUCUCAUUCAAGACUUUUAUAAGGAUUACAGUGCCUUGAAAAGAACAGUAAAUUGUAUGUUAGAAGUCCUGUGUAAACAUUCAAAACACAUUUUAACCACAAGCAUUCACAGUUUUAAACCAUUGCAGACGUCACAUCACAUUACAAAUGUUAGAGGGCCCGCUGUAUCUCUCACUUUUUUGACGGAAGAGUAGUUAACUUUCCAAAUUUGCUGUUGAAACUAUAAAUCCAUCCCAAAUCAUUAAAAUCUUCAGCUGUUCGUUAUCUAUAGGAGUCUUUCAGAAGUAGGUCAUUCUUCAUUCCAGAUCAAUAAAUUAUGAGGUUGAGGUUUCGGGCUCUCCUUGGUAUUCUUGUAAUUUUUAUAUGCAAAUGACCUAUUUUUACUAUGUGACCAUUGAUUUAUAUAUUAUUGAUUUUCUCAAAACAUAAUGAGCUCAUUAGGUAAGUAGGACAGCUGCAUACUGCUGAAGUGUAGGCAUUUUUAAAUUGAGGCUUACAAUGGUAAAGUGUGAGAAUCUACUAGAUCCCUGCUGAUAUUUUGUGUGUUUGAGUUUUUGAUUCAGAUUCUAUGAGGAUGAAAUGUUUUUUUAGAUAACUGAUUAAGUCCUUUUAUUUUAGAAGAAAUCUACUCAAAUGUAUCUGGUUAUAGCCUCUUUGGUGUGAAGAUGUCCUGUUUUACUUUCUUUGAUUAUGCUUGAACCAUUUGACAGGCUUACUUUUGUCUAUAACACUCUUCAACAGAAAGGUUCUGAGGGUUGGAAAACUGAUAAAAAGGGAUGUUUUGCAAAACAUUGGAACGGCAUGUGAGAGUGGAAAUAGCUCAUAGACAAUAAGUCGAAUGUCAAAUCCAGAUUUGAUACCAGGAACACAUUUGAAAAUAGCUUGUGUUUACCUCUCUGUUUCAUCACCUCUUUAUCUUGCAACACUCUGCAAGAAUAAUUGAAAACUGUUGCUGUAAUUUUGAAAGAGGUAUGUUUUCCUGUUCUUUUUUGUUGUACUAUAUCAACUUCUCAACAUAUGGGGAUUCUUUUGUGGUAUUUUCAGUUUCAAAAUAUGACAGACAUAUUUGUUAUCAUCAGAUGGUGACAGAUGUAUUAUUUACCUUUAUAUAGAGAUGUCUUUUUUUCUAAGUGAGAGGCUGUCUGAGGCCACUAUGUAUUGGUUUUUGGUGCUAUCCUUUCCAUACAAAGAUGUCCUUGGAUUCUGUAAAGUUUUAAUAAUAUCGUGUUCUCUGGACUGAGAAAUUCAUUGAUUCUUUGGGGUAUUAUGUUGAGAAGUGUUACUAAGUUUUGCACUGUUUGCCAGCAUAGCCUUUAACAGGGGGCAGAACUUCUCCCUAUUCCUGCAGUCGACAGACUCAGCCUCUCCGAUCACAUUUCUAACCUAAUUAACUGUGAGAUGUUCUACCAUCUGCAACAUCAGCCCUUCACAACCCUCCCACCUUUUUUUCCCAACUUUUCUAAAUGUGUCGCUGGUAUAAAUUUCACAAUACACAUACAUUUUUCAAAAAACAAUCAAAUGUUCAGUUUCAACAAUGUGUUAUGUUGCUACUUGGAUUAGCUGCCUUUUGAGUUUUGUGUCAUUUGAAGACAUUCUGUUUCUGUUAUUUUGCACAACUUUCAAACUUUCUUGGAGACAGGAUUGUAUUAUAAGUAGUGAAAUUGAACAUAUAUAUAUAUAUAUAUAUAUUUAUAAACAGUAGUUUCCUUGCAGCACUGUUGGUUAUGUUCAAAUUCAUUUUAUACCCAAACAGUUGAGCACAGAACCAAGUGUGAUCCAAAAUCCAAGAUCCCCACAUGCACCAGGAAAAACUAGCAUAACACACACACACGCACACGCCAUGCUUAGCCCCCGAUGUAGGCUACUGAUACACUGAUUUCUUUACAGUGACUUUACAAGAAAUAACCUCAAAACAUGCUGAGAUUUCCUUUUUUUUGUUGUUGUUUUUUUACCUGUGAUCAACAUUCCUGUGUGUACAUGUGUUUUCUGUGCGUCAGCCUGGCUUUGCAGAGCUGUGACAUGCUGACAGCCAAGAAGCUAGAGAGAGAUGAACUGCAGUUACACAAAAACAAAAAUUCAGAUGAUUAAAUGUCUAUUUUUAUUUAAAAAAAUAUAUAUUAGCAGAUUUGAUUGUCGAUCCUGUGUUGUUCUUUUUUUUUCUCUUAUUUUAAUUUUAAAGUUUUAAGUGUAGAGAAGGAAAUCGGAGCAGGUCAACAAGCCUAAACUAAUGAUGCUUACUUGAGACAAUUUGAAGGACAAAGUUCUUCUGGAAAAAAAGACAAUAAAUUUUACAUAUUGCUUUCAUUUUUACUGAACUGCUAUUUCAAAACUCUGGACCAAACUGGACUGAGUAAAAACUUUUUGGUACUGUUAUACCCUCAAUGAUUAUUUCUUUCCCCCCUUUAUGGUCGCACUGUCUCUGAAGAUUCUGUUAUUUGUUAUGUUUGUACUUUCAGUGUCACCUCUGCUUCUUGGGUAUUUUUUUACACUUAUCUAACACCCUCUCCCUGUCUGUGUUUGUGUUUACAGGUCUUCCAUUAUUAUGCACCAGUCUUAGAUUUGGUCCAGUUGGUGGAUCUGUCAGACUUGCCCAGCUUUCUGAUCUCCACUGCUCACUUUGAACUGUAUCCUUGUUUCAUGAACCUGCGUGUUUCUUAAGAACACAGGUCUCACAAAUAUUUCACAGAAUAAAUCAACCUUAUUUCAUUACAAUACUAACUAUAAAGGGGUUUUAAAAAAGUGUAUUUUUUGAUUGUUGUACAGCACCUGACAAGAAUUGAAAGCUGGUUGCUUUCACCUUCUCCCCGUGACACUGUAUUUUUCCUUCACAAACAUCAAACAGGAGCCUGUGUGGGAAGUCAAUGAAAUCUAAACUUCUGCUGGAGCAACUGAGGUCACUGCGUGGAAAGGUAUCAGCUUUUGAUCCGUACUCGUGCGUGUAUAAAUAUUGAAGUGAUAGGCUUUCAAACUUUCAAGUUUUCAUUAAGUGGAUUUGUUAAUGACAUUUAUUUGGACUCAUCUCUUUGUGCACUUCACUGCCUGCAAAGGGAACACAGCAGAGAAAGAAGAUGGUACUAAUUCAUGUGAUUAAUGAGAUAGUGUGGAUCUUCAUCUUUCUCUGCCCUGUUUCUAUCUCCAGGUUGGAGCUUUGUUCAGCCUCUCCUGUACAAUCACUCCUGUCGCCCAGCCUGCAGCCAGUCAGCUCAGUUCCCAGCGCUGGAGAGAGACUAUAGCCAGGAGACCAAAGUCACUACCCAGUAGGACUCAUCUAUUUCUUUAUUUUUCAGUGCUGUAAUUGCCUGGUUAACAGAUGAUCAUGGGCUAAAAAAAGAGAAAAGCUGUGUCACCUUCUCUGGGGUGAAAUGGUUCCUGGAACUACACUGACUCAGAUGAUAGAACUUUCAUUUGAGCUGCAGACAUAAAAGUGGGAUUUAAUCCCAAAGAGGGCAGAUAGAAAAAAAAGUUGUCAGACGAGUCAGAAUCAAUAAAACCGCUGUGCAAUUAAGAUGAUUACUCUGCUAUUGACAUUGUCAAUAAAUGUUUAAGUUUAGAUCAUAAGUUGAAGUUCUCGCUUCAUCUUGUAUUAACUCUGCACAUGUUUUUCUCCUGUCUGUGGCCCUGCAGUCCCUGACGUGGAGGUGAAAGGUGAGACUGCUCACUACUUCCUGUUAGUGCAGGGCUCUGAUGACAUUGGGAGUGGAGCCUGCAGGGUCAGGAUGUUGAACUCAGACAGCCAAAUCAACGGUGCAGCUGCCAUGACAACCGUCUCUGGGUUACUGAGAGAAAAGUCUAUUUCAUCAUCAGGUAUGGUUCUGUUUUAAUGUUCCCAGAGGAGUGCGUUUGUGUGUUUGUCUGCCUCUGUAUGUCACAACCUCCCGCUGAGUACUUCAGAGUCCCCACAAUUUGCUGAACCCUUGAAUCACAGGACCUCAGACCUGAUAGUCUGUGUGAGAAAGUAAGAAAAAAACAGACAUACACCUGAAAACAACUUGUACCACAGCUAUUUUUAUCCUUACUGAUUAGUGUUUUGGUUUUGGGCUGUCCGAUCAUUUCUGCCAUUCAUGUAAAAACAGAGGUUCUUUACUACCUCUGAGGGAGCUAUCUACAAAGUUUAAAUCAUUGACUAGAUAUAAAUGUGAACACUGCACCUACAUCUCCCACCAUUGAGUAAAACUGAUACCAAAACACUGCUCCAAUAGGCUUUGAUGUAUUGUAAUCCAGGUUGUUAAAAUGCACAGCAAAACAGACUCUGAAGGCUGACGUGAUUACGGAAAGUUCAGUGGCUCUUGGCUAGGGCUGGGCGAUAAACCAAAAAUCUACCGAUACUGAAACUUACGACAAUAACCGACGUAAUUUUGCCCAUGUCAAUUUAUUCGUCGUCAAAAAAUAAAUAAAUAAAAUUUGGUUUUGGAUGUGUGGAGAUAGGCUCUGGUCUCAUGUCCCUUUAAGACGCUGUCCUACAUCGGAGAUGUGAUUCCACACCAUUCAGUCCGUAACAAAGAGGGAAAGACAGGUGAGGAGAUGGAGGAAGGUUCAAAGGUUGUAGCGGCUGAAGUAGACGAAGUUAAUGUGGGAGGAGGUGAGCAGCUUGUUGACCAGUUAUUGUCCAUUUGUCUUUAUAGAGGUGAACUGCUCAAUAUACUGUGAUAUUUUAUUUGAAGCAAUAUCGUCCAGCCCUACUCUUGUCUUCGUGUUGCUAACAUUUUCUUUCACAGUUCUUCUUCUUAUUGGCAAACAUAGUGAAUGACGCUCUGCUGUACAGAAUCUUUGUCCAAGUUAACAAAUACAAAAAAAACCUGAAAGAAACAGACAUUAAUGCCGUAAUGGUGCUUUUUUUUUUUUUUUUUUACAUUUUUUGGUUGAGAGGAUGGAGCUAAAUCCCACAGUAGAAAAACCAGCAUUCAUGUUAGUGGCUCAAAAAUUUGAUGAGCAGCAGCAACCUAUGACCUUCACAGACCUAUUUCAGAUUUAAUAUAAGUCAACAUUGAAGGUCUGUCAGUCCCCCUCCCUUUAUGAUGCAACAGACAGGCCCCCCCAUAAUCCAAGUCUUUGCAGAAACACGCAGCAGUAAUUCUUCUUUGAUGAACCUCUGAAAGUUGUGGCGUCUUCUCAGAUGAAAUCCGUCAAUUUUCUUCACGCCACUUUGUUCCUUCUGUUGUUAUUUUCAUCUUACUUCCUUUUUAGAUAAUCUGAAGUUCUAAAACCUUGAACUACAGUUCCCCAAAUUGCUCCUGGGGAUGUAAACAGAGGCUGUUAAUUAAAAGGUAGACAGAUAUCUCUCAGCAGCCAGUGUUAGCAGUAUAUCUUUGAAUACACAGACAAAUAUCACCGGGGAGGACGUAAAAUCAGAGUAUAAGAUCUUAUUUUGUUCAGGUUUGAUGUUUCUUACAAACAUUUUUUGUCUUUGCAUCAGGUGAAAUGAUAAACAGAAUAUUUUGCAGUGUGCUGAUAGGACCACAUUGUGUCGCAAGAGAGGAGGAUCGGGACUUUUGAUGUUAAGGGUUUUAAAAUACAUCUAACCCUUUCAUCUCACCUCAGUGUCUUGUUCCCCCCCAUGGAGAAGCGCUUGUGCUGUAAUAAACAAUAAAAGAGUACUCCUUUAAAAACAUGUGGUGGCUUGGAAACAGAGAGCAGUUAUUUGUUUUCUUCUAUUUGGCAAAGAAAAAGCCCUCAAGUACCCUUUUUCCUUUAAAGCAGCUUCACUGUUUGAUUGAAGUAGAAGUCCUUCUAGCUUCAGCUGCACAGGCUGAAGGCUUGUCAUUUUUUAUCAGGCGCCGCUGUUUUACAGAAACAGGGCUGCGUGUCUUUUUUUUUUACCGCUCCUUUCUGCCUCUUCAACACUUCUACUCCCCCUCUGUCUCCUUUCUCACUGCUCUGGAGAGUUAUGACUGCUCUGUUCAGGAUUUCCUCAUCUUUGGCACUAAAAGCAGAAAAAUCAGUAAAAGAGGAAAGAGUGAGAGGGUAUUGAAGGGACAGAUGUCUAACAGAGAGAGACAAAAGGAGAGAUAGUUGGUGGGGUGUACAUUUAUGAGUGAUUGGAGGGUUAACUUGAUGGAUUACUGGUUCACCAAACAGAAAUCUCUGGCUCCUAAUGACUGAGGAGAAAAAAAAAACACUUCAGUGUGUUUUUGUUCCCUAAGAUAAAAUCGUCCUUCCUGAUAGAAGUCCUUCAUUGUUCUCAAGCUUUAUAUGGAAUCCAAGAAACAGGCUGUAGUGUAACCUCUUGAGAGUUCCUGCUCUUGUUAACAUUUUAUUCAACCUUCAGGAGACAUUUUUGAAAUACCUUUUAAAUGCAAAGCAAGCCUGUGAAUGGCGCCCUAACAGCUGAAAUGGUACGGUGUGAGCGCAGCACAGUUUUCACAGCAUGAACUCAGCUCAGUUCUCAGUACAAAUGAAAGUCUUAAAAUGCUCACCUGAGGGUUUUUUCACCCUCACAAAAGCAUGAAAACUCAGUAUGCCUUUGUGUGUCGUGUUAGCGGAGGCUUUCAGAGGGAGAUCAAGUCUCUGUUGCCAGGAACGAGGUUACAAAUUUGACACUAUAAUAGGGUUGAAGUGUAUUUUUAAGUCUCUUUAAUAACUUACAGUAGAUUUUAAAGGGUAAAAGUAUCAUUUUUUUAUGUUUGUGUUAAAAUUUAAAUCAGGUCAAAAGCAAGAGAGGCUAUUAUAGUUCAAGCUCUAAUAAAAACGUUAUCCUUAAACUCUUGUAUUGCAGUCCAACAAUGUCUUUAAUUGGAUCAUCUGUCAGAUCAUCAUGACCAGUCAUUCUCUUUUUUUUUUAUCCACCUCUACUCUCUUUGACAAGGAGGUGCUGUAAGCAACAUCCUUUGCCCCCUGCCUUGUCUCCAAGGAGACAGCCUGCUGAAGACAGAGAGGAAGGUGACCCAGGUCCAGACACUCGUACUCAAAGAGUAUCUCAGUAAGUACUACGCUUAAAGCAGCUCCUGAGAUAGAAAAUGCGUCUUAGAGGACAUGCAGAGUGUUGGGAACAAAACAAAGAUAACUCCAGCAGGAGAUAAUGGUACACUAUUGUCGUCAAAAAGGUUUCAGUAUCAUUUGUGGUUUGUUUUCAGAGCUAUUUCUGUGUUUUUAUAAAUUGCUUGCUCUGUAUUUUAUGAAAAUAAGCAAUUUAUAGACCAGCCAUCAGAAAAGCGCUGUGAGCUCACUUCAGUUCUAUUUAUUUAUUUUUUCUGUGUUCAUUCUGAUAAAGGCUGUAGUGGUAGUGGCAGCAGUGUUCUUAUCAGUCAAUUUUUGGAUCAAAUAAAGAUUAGGCUUAACAUAUUUUGUUCAUUGUUUCAUACUAAAGUUGGGGUAGGCAGGAAUCCAUUAAAGAAGCAUCUUUUUUUGUGGUGUUUGUACGAAUAAGGCUUUUUAAUAUCAGUCAAUAGCUAUUAGUUAUUGAUGACAUUUGGUAAUAUAAUGAUAUCACUGUGUUUUGUUAUGUCUGUGUAGUCAACAUUUUAAAAUUUCAGAGCGCUCCGCUCUUUCUGACUGUAAACAAAGCCAUUCUCCGCCUCCUCCAACCUGAUUGGUUUUGAGGCAGACGCUGCUCCUUCGUGCUGAUUGGUUGUGAGGCAGACAUUGCUCCCCUAUGUCGUUCAGGAGCCCAAACAAAGUUAGAGUGCUACAAUAUCAGACAGUAGAAACCAACCAGAAAGUACGGAAAAUUGUCUGAAUCCUCCUUUAGCCACGACCACCAACACAAGCGAGAAAACAAAGUAAAUAGCGGAGACUCUGGCGGAAUAGCAGGCGCUUAAAAAGGAGCUAGACUGGACAGCAGCUAAGAAGCCGGGUCAACAGUGAUGGGGGACGCUUCAGGAUCUUACAGACCCUGUUAACUUUCUGCUGGACAGGUAAACCGCUUUAACAAAGUAAGCCAAGUGUAACAGAAGUGUAGCACCACUAAACUGUUUCCCUCGAGUCCUGGAUUAUGUCACUUUAUUCUAGUUGUAGAAGUCCUGCAAACAUUGUGUUUGCUGGUAGUCUGUUGGCAUCUACAGUAGCACCAAUGCUUUUAACUUUCACGUUAACUGGGCCCCAUUUGUAAUUAUCUGAAGUAUUUAUCUGCAUUAUAUCUGAAUUUAAUUGAAAUGAUACGAGCGAGCAGGAGCGUCUGUUUGUGGGCGGGACUUGCUGGAGCAGAGAGGGAGGGGAGAGGAGGAGCUGAGGGGAAAACUGGUUGGAAGGGGUAGAGUUUACAUUCAAGAUUUCUCCCCAAACCUGGCACUUCCUCAGAUCCUGCCUACCCCACCUUUAAGUUAGUGAGCUUAACUGUUUAAAUCCAAGUGUUCAGCUAGGGAAAUCAAAUCCCCUGUAUUCAGUGAGCUGCAGAGGUUUUCUGUGUACAACAAUUAAUCCAAGAACUAUGAGUAUUUUUCACACUUUCAGACCAUUCCUGGAAAGUUGCUUGCACCUAUCCACCAGACAGAGCAUACACUAACCACUACAUUACUUUGCCCUCUUCUUGAGUUUGGUUGAAUUUGUUAUACUCUGUGGUGUAAUGUUUCCGCUUGAUUAAAGUGGUUGUGUUAUAUUUUGCCACUACAAAACAUGAGCUUUGCACACAGUGGAUGUUACUGUCAGAUUUUUGCAAAACAAGCAUGAAAUAUCUCCAGUUAGUUCCUCCCUAUACUACAUCAGCUUUAGCAAAAUGCACCUCCAACACACUGAUGGCAUAUUACAUGUGUGCUGAAAAACUGAAUAACGCAGAAUAGAUCGGUGCCCCAUGGGUCAGCCCUCAGGAUCUGCUUUUAAUCCAUAUCCUACAUUGAUUUUUGGGUCGGUAUCAGACUGACACCCAGGAUUCGAUUAGUGCAUCCCUAAUAUUUCAUUCAUGGUAGAGUCAAAACAUCGGAGUGUUUUUUUUUACGUAAAACAUUUCUGUUGGCAUUUUCUCCCUACUAAACCAGUUCUGUAACCAUGAUCAAAGCCCCAACAGUGUUGCAGCUUGUGAUUGAUUGAUUUUGUUGACAUCUAUCUGACUCAGCCCCUUGUGUAUUUAAACACACCUAGUUUAUUUCUGUGUUGUUUCUUUACUUACUUGGGUCUCAAUUCCCUUGUGGUUAGAGAGUAAUGUUUUUGUCCACCAGAUUGUUAACAGUGAGAGGUUAAAUCAUAAACAGCACACUAGAUCAGGCUUUCCCCUAUGUCCCAUUUGCUGCUCGGAAAUUAAAAAAUGUUGUCAAGGGGUUUUGACCCAUCAAAAUCAAGUGUAUAACACAGCAUGGGAGUGAUAAUAACCAUGUAACACCCAGAGCUGUAAAACUUGCCAAAUAAAUGUGCUUUCCCCUCAUGGUGAAUAUUGUUGGACAGUUUGGAGAAAAACACUUGUUGGCUUUAAGACAGACAUGCAUAAACCAAGAUGUCAUUGUGCAUUGCACUGCAGCAGAUCAUACAUGAGGGAUGAAGGAGGUUAUCCUGACAGCAGUCACCUCUACCCUGACCCCAAAGAUGGCUGCUGGCACACUUCCUCCUUUAAUGAGUAGUUUUUACAACCUCAUUUUGGCCAGCCUGACAGGGCCACUUAUAUCAAAUCUGGGUCUUCGUAGUUUGGCUGAUCUUUUGUGCCUUUCUUGGGAGAACUUUGUAUAAAGGUUUAUAGUCUCAUUUGAUACUUUGAAUAGGCCUGGAUGAUAAGUUAACACCUAAAUAAUUUGUUUAUUCAUUAAUGUUUUAUUUUGACAGAAAAACCUAAUAUUUGCUGGUUCAAUCAUAAAUGUAAAAUCUGCGAUUUUCCUCCUUUAUUACAUGGGUUGGGAUUUUAGGAAUUUUGAUCUCACAAUGUUAAAAAAUCAAAUUAAUUUUAGUUUCUUAAUUUAAAAAGGAAUAACUUCAAGAAUGAGUUAUCAGAAAAACUGUCAUCUUGGUAUUAUUAGAUCAAGCUAACAGAGUACUUAGACUGUUGGUACUGGCUGUACAUGGCAGCUGUCUACCUACCCCUACACAUUGAAAGACCUACUUUAAGUACACACUGUGGUUACACUUUGAAGUAACUAUCCGUUAUAACUAGUUAAUUGAUCAUGAGUUAACCGUAAAUAAUUAAUUAUUUAUGACUUGUUAAGUGUUUGUUAACAGUUUAAGGACUUAUAAUGAUGCCUUUAUAGAUAGUUAAUAUAUCAUAUAAACUGUUAGUUAAUGAGUUACAAAUGACUUGUUAACUGUAUGUUAAUGAGUUAUAACUAUGCCUUAUAAAUUAGUAAUAGAUCACGAACAAGCCAUUAGUAAAUUACUUACGAAUGACUUGUUAAGUAUAUCAUUUGGAUGGUACUCUAAAGUUGCAACUAUUCCUCAUUUACUAACAGUUAGUAAAUGAGGAAUAGUUGCAACUUUAGAAUAACAUCCCAAUUAUUAUGACCAAAUUACCCAAGUAAGUAAUUUACUAAUGGCUUGUUCAUGAUCUAUUACUAAUUUAUAAGGUAUAGUAAUAAAUCCUUAACAUACAGUUAACAAGUCAUUUGUAACUCAUUAGCUAACAGUUUAUGAUAUGAUAUGAUAUAUUGACUAUCUAGAAGGCAUCAUUAUAAAUCCUUAAACUAUUAACAAACACUUAACAAGUAUUAAUAACUCAGUAAUUAACAGUUUACUAAUGAUCUAUUAACUAGUUAUAAUGGAUAGUUAUUAUAAAGUGUUACCCACACUGCUUAUUCUGAAAAUAAAUGCAUUCAAGACAAAAUGUUAGCCUUAAUUUUGUGUUGUUAAAUUUGAGUAAAAACCCAAAAGACAAAGGAAGGAUCUACUGUCAGGGGCUGCUCAGGUCUCACUGAACUGCUGUGCUGAACUCUCAGCUCUCCCCAGCCCUCAGCCAAGGCUGGUGCAUAGACAGACUGCUGAAAUAUCAUUAUUUUACAGACACACAUAAUGUUCCAUUUGCAAGCAAAGAUAGUGAAACACCAGUGAAGAGGAGCAAGAUAACAGGAAGUGGAGUGAUUUUUUUCAGACUGGAGGAGAGCAUUAAGACUGUACUGUUGAGAGCCUGAAGCAAAAUGAGGACCUCUGGAAGAAUACAGACCUUAAUGAAAUAAAAUGCAGGAUUUUCUGACUGCAUUAAAUAUGGAGAGAAUUUAGAACCUGUCAUAAGUUUAACACAUUGCGGAUCGGUGUAAAAAUAGCAAAAAAUCUCAGGAACAUGUAUACAAAAGCCAUAUUUGUCAGUUUUAAUUAGUUGUUUUUUGUUUUUGUUUUUGUUUUUUUUUUUACUAUUUCCGAUGUUGUUUGAUCACUUUUUAGAUACCUCUUCAAAUCCUCUGCUACUCUGCAGAUUAUGUUAAAAACCCUUAGAUGUGAAACUGGGUCAAAAAUUACCCGGGGAGGUGGUUUUCUUGGAAUAUCUUUACAAUGAAAAGUUACUAACAUUUCAUAUUUUAACUGUUCUUCAGAAACUUGUCUUUGAUAUCACCCCAUGAAACUUUGAGCUGAACCCCUAUACAUUUUGAGAAAUUGUCUUUUUUGUAAUUGUACCUCAAGCUGUUAGAACUGGGUCAAAAAAGACCCAUCUUAACUUUAUACAUUUUAGAAAUUCUAUCUUUUGUGUUACUGCCCAAAGCCUCCAUAACUGGGUCAAAAAUGACCCACAUGAAUUUGCUUUGUGAUCUUGUGGAAAUCACUGAUUCUUAUUAACCAAAGCUGUCAGGCUUAUAGUCACUGAGGACCACACUUAUAAUUUCACAACUCUCUUUUCUAUUACAAUCAUUUACACAGCAAGAUCUGAUACAUGUAAACAUUUUCACUUUUACCUCAGAAAAUAUGUCAUUAAAGUCAUACAUUUCAGUUGCCUACUUGUACAUACAUAUGUGUUUGUAAGUCAGUCAUGACUAUUAUUUGAAAUAGUCUGUUAUUUUACUUAGAUUUCUUUCUCAUCACCCGCCAAUGUAAAAUACUUGAUUCUGAUUGGUUACUUUUUGAUUGCAUUAUUAGACAGCAUGAGGAAUAUUUUUAACAAGAAUAUAGACACAAACUGCAACACAGUAUGGGCAUUGGCAGUGUUACAAGACUGAAUGAGUUAGAGGAAAUGUCAACAUUUAAAGCUAUUUUUGUGGACCAAGAUAUAUUACAAAACAUAAAACAAAAGAUUAUUUUAGAUUAAAAUGGCAGAAAAAAACAUUAGUUCUAAUAAAGGCUUUUUUUAACCCAGUUAAUGAAGAGUAUAGAGUCUAUCCACACAGUCAUCUAAGAGUAAAAGAUAGACGUAUCAAAAUCAUUGCAUUUUGUUAGAUUAAUUUGAAUUGGGUGGUCAAAUCCAGCACAUCCUCAGCAUUCAUUUGUUGUGUCAGAUGUGUGGUGCAGUGUGUGUAUAAACAGCAUGGAGGCAGGCUGGAUGUGAUGGAGUAAACAACAGCGGGGAUUACAAAUGAGCAUCACUUAGUCGCCAUUGUCCUGUUGGGCCUCAUUUAGCGUACUCACAGUACAUUGCUCCUUUGUCUGCUUUGAUCUCAGCAUCAACAGAAGAUUAACUUCCCCCAAAGUCUUCAUGUUUGUCGUCUACAGCCCACACAUCCAUGGGUUGUAUUUGACCUGAGCUUUACAAUGUGCUCUCUUAGGUAUCCUCUAGUAACGUGUCACACAUAGGCAAGUAUAACUGGACACAACACAGGCGAACACACAAAGUGUAUAUCCAGCCUCUGAAGUUCCUUCUCUGUCUUCAGAUGAAUCCUCCACAAAUCACAUCACCCACAUCUUUCAGAGUAUAAUCUAACUUAUUUGAGACUAACUGAUCUAUGAUAAGCAGCGAGUCAAACUCAUAUUUAGAACCUUUUUUAGAAGUGAAGUCUCAGAAGUCCUCUAACUCUACUAAAGAAACAUCAUUUACUUUUUUGGUCAUUUUGAAUAUGCACAUAUCUGAUUUAAUUAGGGUAAGAAUGAACUUUCUCUUUGUUGCAUAAGCAACUAAAACUUUGCCCUUUUAAUCAUUUCCAGUUAUAUACCCCGUAGGCACCUCUAAGGAGAAAGAAAGUUAGCAGUUCUACUUAAACAGGUCAUUUUGCUCAACAUUUUAUGUAAAAACACAACUGCUUCUUGUAGUUGAAGUACUUAUCAGAUUCAUUAAAUAACUCUUUGGAGGAGCCCCAACUCCCAUCACACUUACAUGGUGUAAGGGAAAAACUAAUCAAAGAAAUACACAACUGAGAAGGAGGACAUUUUGCUAUAAACCCAGUCAGCAAAGCUGGGGUAGACAACUUUGUAAAACCAGCGGGAGGAAACAUGUUCAGAGUGUCCGACAAAAAAUACAGUCAAAGCCGAAAGUGAUUUCCCCCCACUCAGCGUGUGAGACCUGUCCGUGGAAAUCAUCAGGGUGAAAAGGGUAGAGUAUUGUAGCAACAACUUACAUUGUUAAACAACCUUUUCUGCCAGCUUGUGCUUCUGCUGGUGUGAGCUUACUGAAGUUUCCUCUCAUGUGAAUUGUAAGAAGUGCAGAGUCUGAACGCAGGUGGGUAGACAGGAAGACAGGCUGUCCUCUAUCUGUGCUAUUAAAUGGACUCAAAAUACAUCUUAGCUUAGGCCAAAGACACCCAAUUUGUUUUCUGCACUGGGUGGACUAUUUGAUAAAAGUUUAGAUCUGAAGAAAAUUAAGAAUAACUUGGUCUAAAAAUGAUUCCUACAUAAAUUGCCUUUUCAAGCUCUAAGUAAUAAGAGCUAAGCCAAAAUGCACAACCAUUUAACCAAGUAACUUAUUAGGAAGCUAAAAUGUUGCUGCAAACUAAAAUUCUGUCUCUGUUUGUGUGAAGGACGGAAAGAGGAGACUGCGGCCUCAACCUCAACACCCAUCAAUGACUUGAAGGUCAUUUUGAACCUGGCCAGAGAAAAAUAUCUGAAGAAGAUCGACUCCACGCUGCCUUCUGUCGCCACCUGUCUGACAGAGAAGCAGGAGAGCUCUGACGUCAAUAACCCAGGUAUUGACUCAGGAAAAGUAAAUAACAGUAUUUUCACAUUUAUUGAAAAUCACAUAUCCUGAGUAUAGAUUUGAUUUGUCUGAAGGCUGAUCCAUCUUUACAACCUGCAAAGUGAAAUUUAAUUUCAGUCUGUUGUUUUCCACCUUGCCUUGCUCAGAGAGGUGGUAGCUAAUUAACUGCGCUGUAGCACCUGUUGAAUCAACGUGUGUUUUAGUGCCACAUUGUGUGUCAUGUUGCAAGAAAUUGAGCUUUGAGCUGGAGAGGAAUAAGGUUGGCAAGAACAGACUUAAUGAGAAAUUUAUAGACCAUGUAGUUCAUUAUCCAGUGAAUGAGUUCCUCACCCAUAGUGUACCAAAACAUUUUUUUGUUUUUUUAAAGUGAUUGUCGAGGUAAGUAUUAUAUAUAUCCGACAAAGAGAGCUUUUGGAGCAUAGUCAAGUUUUUGCACGCUUGUGCUGAAAAAAUGAUACACACCUGCACCGUUUUCUCAUCGUGACAGUCAGCAGGAAGGCCACCAGUCUUCUCUGCGGGGAAAAGCCAAUAACAAUCCUGUCUCUCAUGCUGUAGAGACAUAGAAAUCUAUGUAUGACAAACACUGAACACUUGUACACCAGAGGAUUUUUACAGGGCUUGUGGGAGAAGACAUCAAUAGCUGCCAAGUGGUGCUAAAACAGGAGUCCAAAUCCUUGUUAAUCAAACCUUCAAUUGCCAUGAUCUAUAUCACUGCGUAAUCAAUAUACUUCAGAUUUUCACUGUAACUGUUUGAAGCGUAUUGAAUUAUUCAGCCAGUACAAAACUAACUAUUCCAAUCUCUCUGAACUAUAUUAAUCUCAAUCAAAGAUACUGAUGCAAGUCCACUUGUUUAUUAAAUGCCUGUUCUGACCUGUGAGCUGUGAAGCAGCAUUCAUUUCAUACACAGUCUUCUGAUGACAGUUUUAGGAAACAGUGCCAGUUAAUGAUAUAUCAAUAAAUCACAAGCGAUAGAACAAAUUCCUGCAGUCAGCAAUGACUUGCCACACUCAUUGUGCAGAAAAAAAAACACAUUAGGCUAUGAGGCAAGAAGAGCAAUCUGUUUGAAUGUCAAAAAUGUCACGGCAUUACCUCGAUUAUUUCAGGAGUUUUAGCACAGCAGUCUUUGACAUGUUUAUGAUGUACUUGUGCAGGAAUAGAUAGAUACAACAGACAAUGUCAUCAGUGAAAGUAGCACUGGUCUUGUGUUUUCUCCUGAUUUUAUGUUCUGCUUCAUUUGCAUUUUAUAUUAAGCUCUCCAGGACCUCAUAUAAAUGAUUUAAAUGAAUACUGUAAGAGAUGAGCCAGACGAGUGUAAACACAUAGAGACAUGCAUUGUAAUGUGCAAAUCAUGUUAUUUUUCUGCAAUCCUCGCCCACCCUCUGCUUUGAAAUGUCAUUUACAGCGGUAAACACCAUCUGCAAUCCAUUAGCAGUGUCUUCGUAUGUGUAUCUGCAAGGCCCAAAGGUGUGAAUGACUUUGCAGGGGCUGUUAAACCACUGGUGGAGUGAUAUGCUGUCUUCAUGAAACACAUUUAUAUCCUCAAGAUAUCGCUGUGUAUGUAACUGUCCUUACAUGUGAGCAAACUUGCAGUUUACAGUGUGAGCACAUCUCAGUUCUCCUCUAGAUAAAACACACUCCUCUCCUUCAAUCACAAGAAAAGUGUAAAGUGAUGCUAUUGCAGACACUGAGAUUUAAUCUGUUCGAGCUUUAGUCUGCCUCUGUGUUGACCCGUCUCAAUGACCAACCCAUUACAUAGUAGUACUCAGUGCCUUCUGUAUGCCUUUUGAAAAGUUUCUAUCUUGUCCUGAAAGGCUAUGCCACUGAGAGCCCACAUGAUAAAGUUGGUGAACAGUAGGCCUGCACGAUAUAUCGUUUGAAUAUCGUCAUUGCGAUGUACGUAUGUAGUCACAUCGCAGAGCCUGCGAUAUUGGAGGUGAAUGAACUCGGUUAAUUUCAAGAGUAACUGACUGAGAUACACUGCAUGUGACUCUGCAUGUGCUGUGCAGCGAUCCACCAAUCACCUUAGUUCUUUACUCAGUUGCCAAUCAGACUCAGUUCUCAGUUGCCAAUCAGACUACCCUGCCAGCUGUCAAUCAAAAUCAGAUAGGAGGAAGCCCACCCCUGCACAUGUCCUGCACAUGGAGUGAGACGCGUGUCCGCUGAGAAUUACUUUCGGAACAUUCUUCAUCACUGUUUAGCCCAACAAAUAAGAACUGUAUGGGUUUUAAACUGUAUAUUUCCGUGGAUCACUCUACUAUAAGCGGUGCGCGUUUUGCGAGGUGCAUGCAAUUCUCGGAGGACAUGCGUUUCUCAGUACAACCCCGCUAACAACAACAACGAUCGCAAACUAAGCAACAAGCAGAGAAAACCACAGAAGAUUAAGACUUGUUGCCAAAAAGAAAAGGAAAGUCAAUUAUCUGGAAUUAUUUCGGUUACAAGAUGGAUAAUGUCGACCAAAACACGUUCUGUGUUCAUCUGUUUCCACAAUAACGUCCCAGAACAAUAAAAGCUAAAAAUAUCCCGAGACAGACAGAAGCCAUUCUAUUAACAUUCACAAAAAGAGGUAAGAUCAGUGUAGGUUAACUGUCAUCAAGAUUUCAGCAGUGCAGCAUAACAUUAAGUGCUAUUCAGUUCAUCUGGUGAAAAUUCCUCUAUAUUUUAAUAUCGCAAUAUAUAUCGCAGGGUUGAAAAAAAUCGCAAUAUUAAUUUUUUCCAAUAUCGUGCAGCCUUAGUGAACAGUAAUUUAUGUUAAAAAUGGUACACUUAUUUAGAAAUACUGAUGCUCAAGCGUCCACUAUCAAUCAUUUUGACCCAUUAUUAAGCCUGGCUGUUUUUCAUCAUAGUUUUCCAGGCUCUUUCCCACCUGCAGGCUGACUGGCCUGAGAGAGGCGUCCUCCACAACAUCGAGAACCUGCAAAAAAGACGCCAGAAGAGGAGGUAAAUCCAUAUUUUACAUACAAACAGGACAACUGUGACUCCUAUUGGUCUUGUACUUUAUAAUCUGAAGUUUAUUUUGUGUGUCUCAGAUUGGGUCUGCUAGGUCCAGGCUCCAGUGACACCCUGCUGGGUCCAAAAGAUGGGCAAAAGGCAGCCUCAACUUUACUGGAUGCCAAAGAACUUCUGAAACACUUCACAUGUGAUGGUCUGCCCACUGGAGAGCUCCAACCUCUGCCUAUAAAUAGAGGGUAGGUCCUGCCAUCUGGAUGUGGAUCUGUGCCAAGAGGCACCUUGACAUUAACUUGAGCAUGAUUGUCAGACCCUGGAAUAAAACCAACGGCCUUGACUCAAAAGUUAUACAAAGUGCACUCACAGUUGAACAGGGCUGUUUGAUGAGUUAACAUUUAAUACAGUGAUAAUUAGGAUUUGAUUAUGAUCAUUAGAGUGCUACAGAGAGCUUACAGCCUUUCCACAAAUAUCAUUGAGAGAAUUGAUCUCAGGCAGAAACACCAUCAAUUACUGCGAAUAAUUCAGUCAGGCGAACUGUGUACAUUUGCAGUGCAACACCUGUUUGUGAAUAAAUUAAUGGAUAGUUACAUUGAUUUUCUUUGGCUUAUCAUUUUCUUUUCCUUCCUGCCUCUCUCUCUCUCCCUUUACCUGACCCCCACUUUUCUAUCCCUUCAGUAUUAAUGUGUUCCAGCUGUCACCAGACCUUUCUCCAGGAAGAGUUAGCCAGAUGUCCUUUAACACAGCCGCAGCCUCACACUACCAUGGCAUAGAGUAAGUUUCUACUCCCUGAACAGACACUAGUCAGCUCAAGUAGCUUACAAACAGGUCAUGUGAGAUAUGAAAGUAUGUAAUUACUAGGGGUGGGAGAAACAAUCAAUUCAUAUAAGUAUCACAAUUUUUUGUUUUACAAUUUUUAAAUCGAUUUAUUUAUUUUUUUAAUUUAAGAAUAAACCUGUGAUGUGUAUUUUUGGGGGAAAUAUGGUUCCUGGAAUAGUCAGUCGACAAUCAUAGUCAUUAAAUUGUUUCACUGGUGUUAAAAAUGCAGACUAAAAAUCGAGAAAAUCAACAAUAUCGUAGAAUCACAAUUUAAAUCAAAACGGCAUCCAGAAGAUCGUAGAAAAAUCGAGUCGGGAGAAAAGCAUAUCAUCCGAGCCCGAGUAAUCACCCGUCUCUUUUCCUGCCUUGGGUUUUAAUUAUUAUAUUUAUUUGUUUAUUCAGGUUCUGUCUGGACAACCAGCACUCCCUGGACCGGGAUCAGGCUUUUGUAAAACUUCAGUCCCGUCUGAUUCGGUACGAGACCCAAACCACCUGCUCCAAAGAACCGUGUGCCCUCCCGUUCGCUCUCAGCCCCGCCCCUUCCCCUGCUGUGAUGUCAGAACCAGGAAGUGUACCUGAUGGAGAGACACUGCAGAACGCUGAUGUAGCACGACUUAAACGCAGGUCGUGGGACACAGAUGUUAUCGGAGGUUACCCUCGCAAGAGGUAUGGUGGUGUGCGUGUGUGUGUUGCUCUUUAGGAGUAAGAAACGGAUGAAUGGAGGAGUGGAUGACUGGCCGGAUCUGAAGGUUGUAGUCCCUGACAUGUUGUCCGUGUUGGUGUCUGUGUUUGUCCGAACGAUCCAGGCUGGUGAAGUCAGAGAGCAGCGACUCCCUCUGUUCUCAGAGCAGCGGCAGCAGUGGGACACACCCCACUGUAAGAUCUCUGCGGCAACAGUCGAGCAGAUCCCAAACCACCUCCUCAACCAUCAGUCCCUCCUCUUCUUCAACAACAAGACACACAUCCUCAGGUAAACCAGCAUCUGACCAAAAAGAUGAGAAAUUUGAGUGACUCUGCUCUUCAUGAAGUUAACCGUUUCCCACACAAUAUUGAUAAAAUCAUAAUUAAGCAGAAGAAAAUUCUGAAUUAUAUACUUAGAUUUUGUUGCUGUUUGGUAACCAUUUGCUAUAUACAGUGGUUACAAAAAUAUGCAUGGGAAAUAUGUCUGCUGGUCCUUUGUCCUUGCUUAAAAUGUACUUCCCCCUGUGUUCAUGCAUUAAACAUGAUCCAGUUUGUGUGCAUGGGGGGACUAUUAACACAGCUGAUGCAAAAAAUAGAGCCUAACCUGUUCUCGCCUGCAUCAGCGCUAUCAUUUAUGUGUUGAAAUGCUAUUAUAUAGGUACAUAUUAGAGGUAUGGUAUUAGAGGCUGACAAUUUCAUCUGAAAUGUGAUAUGAUAUAUGAUAUGUGAAAUGUGAUUAUUUCAUUAAGUCAUUUCUAGUCAAGCUCUUCAGUCAUCACCUACUGUCCCUUCACACUAUAGAGAGCUGAAACCGUCUCAUUUUAAUGUCCGCCUAUACUUUAUACCAUUAUAGAUGAGCGUACUGCAAUAACAUGGAUUUUUCAAAGGUGAUUUAUAAUAUUUUUGGUUUUCUUUCAGUUGCUUUUUAAAUAGAAAUGUUUACAUCAUUUAAAACGACAAAUAAUUGCAUUGUGACUAUUAUGACUCUAAACUAAAGAUGUGCUUCAUUAGUCCUUUUUUAUUUGCUAUGAGUUGAUAUUUCUCCUCCUUUUUUGAGCCCUGCAAGUCUUCUCGUCCUCAGAAUUAUGUUAGGAUCAUGUCUAUUUUAAGUUCCCAGCAGUGACGGUAAUUUCAACUCUCACCUAAAAAGCUGCAGGUCACCAGAAUUAUAGUCUUAAGAACUUCUCCCACAUCCAGCAGCCUUAAAAUGAGCACAAUGUGCUACAGAUUUCCUCUGCCAUUAAGCCUUAUUCUUCACAGGUUUGGUGACCUUUUCUUCUGCUGACAAACCUAAAGCUCCGCCACAGAAGACACAUCCUGCAAAAACAGAGGACAAAACUUCUAAAGAGUCUCGCUCCCAGAAACACAACAGGGUGAGUAUUUGUUCAUGUGUCUGUGCGUCUGUCUUGUAUUGAAAGACAUAAAAGCAUAAUUAUCCAACAUACAUUGGUAUGCUGACCUUGGACACUCCACAAGAGCUGCAGUUUGUGGAUCCUUUCACUCAGUCAUCUAGCCAUCACAAUUUAGCCCUUGUUGGAGUUGCUCAUCUCUUUACUUUCUGCCUCCAACACAUCAAUUUUUAAGGACUAAAUGUUCGGCAGGUAGCUGCUGAAAUUUCCCGCCUACUGCUAUACACUUCAUCUAUCAGUGGUCAUAAUGUUAUGGCUGAUUGAUGUGCAUUCCUCUUCAGUUGAGAGUUUCUCAGCAGCUCCAGCAACGAUUAGAGUUAGAUGUUUAGCAGGUGAUUAUAGAGAAUGUGUGGGCUGUAGUAUAAUGUGGCAGAAACCAGUUGAACAAAUUUAUGAUCAGAUCAGCAGCUGGCUUCCUCCACAGGCCCCCUCACACAUUCUCAUUUGUGUCAUUUUGGUACAGUUUCAGAAAAACAUAUGUGACCACAUGCAGAAGACACACAAGCACACUCCUGCAAAUAAUUUCUAGCAUCCGCUUCCUGCCCUUGACUUGUUCUGAUUUGUAAUUUGUAUGAAAACUAGCCUAUCAUCUCAGUCUACCCAACAUAGACGAGAACAGUUGGUCCUGUUCUGAAAUAAUGACAGCAGUUUAUUCAGGACAGAGAUUAAACGCUGCCUUUCUGCUCCUCGUGAGACCGAAUGGCACCAAUGAUUCCUCACAAUAAUUUAUGGUGUUUCCUCACAACAGUCGCUGUGACAAGAUUAAAGGCAGAUCUGUUCGUUCCAGGAAGGCGUUUUCCCACUCUCACUUAGAUAUUUCUAUGUUUGCAAGCUCACACUGUGAGCGUGAAGGCAGCCUGUACAAGGACGUUCCCAAAAGUCAAGACAUUUCAACAUCCCUUUCUUUUAAAGAGGGAGCUGUGCUAAAAUUAGUGUCUUUGAACCAGGUUAGUGUCAGGCAGUGUGGGAAUAAACACAACUAGAUUCCACGUUUUCACAAUUGUGCUGCUAUGAAAUUGUGUUUCUAUGUCUGUCUCCUGGGUCUUCAGAUGCUGCUGGAGGUUGUAGCCAAAACCCUCAAACACCACGGGAUCACUGGCGAGCACGAGUGCUUUGAGGCCUGCAGCAAAAGACUGUUUGAUAUCUCAAAAUUUUAUCUCAAGGUUGGUCUUUUUACUGCCCACACACAGUGAGCGCUGUCCUUUAUUUCGACUGUUUGUCUUCUUUACAUCCAGAGCUGGGACUGUAUUUCUAACCCUAUGUUGUGUUGUUAAAGAUCCUCGAAAAGAAAAACUUGAUCACAGAUGCACUUUGAAGACAUAAUUUGUCUUUUUUUGUUGUGCUGGCAGUGCCCACAUUUUCAUCUUUUUUUGUGCCAUCCUGUAAAUUGAGAUCAGGUGUGUUGUCUGAUUGGAUACAAACAAUCAGGGAAAACUGCCUCAUUUGCCAGCAGAAAGUGGAGAAGUGCUCUGAUCCUGUGCCUCAGUGAAACAAGAAUCAAACUUUCAAAUUCAAAAAUUGUCAUAUCCAUGUAAAACGGUCACAUACUGUCAUUACAAUAUUUGCACGUUAUUAUUGUUGUUAUUUUAUUUGAUCAUUAUCAAUACUUAAGGAGAAGCUAUUUUCUUAUUUGGUAGCAAACAGGCACCUCAGUUCUACACCUGACGUCAAUGCGCCUGAGAGGGUUUUUUUUUUUUCACCAGAGCCAGACAUUUCAAAAGUGUCAACUUUUAGUUGUUUUUAAGUGACUACUCCUGAAGAAUUGUAUUCCUGUGGUACAAAAGUGACCUGGUUAUUUCAAGUGUUUUUUUUUUUUGAGAGUGGAUAAAUUGUCGCACAAGUUUAUCUGCUGUGGUUUUGCAAGUAGAUAUUAAUAUGUGAGUGUAUCCAAUAGUCGUAGCUGUCCCAAAAGUGUCGUGGAAAAAUAUUCUGUAUUUUCUGCCUCAUCUGUGAGGAGACCUUCAAAGCUUAAUAAAUAAAGGAUGUAUAAUGCAUCACCCGAGAUUCUCAUCCUUGAAGUACACUAUUACUUAUCUGACAGGAGGGGUGAGCGAGGGAGCAUUUCACCUCAGAAUCUGAGAACUAGAUUUGUGGCAGUGGCAGCUAAUGAGUGCUUUUUACCGUUCGGUUGGAUUUUUGAUAAUUUAAACUUUAGAGUAUGAGUUUAAUUUCAGUAAUGCAGAAUUUUCCCUUUGCAAGUUUUUUUUUUUUUUUUUUAACCUUUUCUUAAAUGUUCAGCUGUGACAUGUUUCUGUAAAUGCCUCUCCUUGUGUCAGUAUAAGUGAUUCUACUCCUGCUGCUUGUUCCUAGGACCUGACGACAUCUCGGGGUUUGCAUGAGGAGAUGAAGAAGGCAGCAAACAGCAACGUUAAACAGGUAACACCACCAGACAUCUACAAGUUCUUAUUUAGCUGUGUUUUCUUUUUUUCUCCUCCCGGACCAUUUAACGUUAUUUCCUGUUUGCUGCAGGUCAUCGGUUGGGUGCUGGAGAAAACCUCAAAGAAGUAGAUAUUAUUCGAGAAAGGGUGGCUUAUUUAUUUAUUUUUUUUACUGUUUAAGUUUGUUUUGUUUAACUUUUUUACACUUUUUUGAGAGUUGUUUUCCAAGCCCACUCAUUUUAAUCUCUUCUUCAUUUGUGAUUACCCAAAUCUUUAAUUCAGCCUCACUGUGUCUUUCUUAAGGCAACCAAAUGUAAAGAUAAUUAUUUUUAAAUGAGUUGUGUUUAUGUUAGUGGUGUUUGUGUAAAUAUUUUCAAAAUGCAGUACACUGCUUUGUUUACAGCCCCUGAAGUGAUAUUUGCGUUUUUGAAUCUUUUCCUUCUAAUUGUUUUGUUCCUAAAUACAAUCAUAAUUUUAAAGCUUUAUAAUUGUACAUAUUUUAUCUCUAUGUUUCAUAUGGUGUUGUUUAUAACACAAUAAAGUGUUUUUUGAACCUUA
Xyrichtys novacula (pearly razorfish) is the source of this 36876-nucleotide messenger RNA. The record is from the annotation of a GenBank genome assembly. NCBI's taxonomy places the organism in Eukaryota, Metazoa, Chordata, Actinopteri, Labriformes, Labridae.